Molecule: messenger RNA, 2514 nt
Organism: Triplophysa dalaica
Lineage: Eukaryota; Metazoa; Chordata; Actinopteri; Cypriniformes; Nemacheilidae
Gene: chrna7a
Product: cholinergic receptor, nicotinic, alpha 7a (neuronal)
Exons: 10
Coding region: 69-1601 (510 amino acids)
Biological process (GO): nervous system process; regulation of membrane potential; chemical synaptic transmission
Cellular component (GO): neuron projection; postsynaptic membrane; synapse
Molecular function (GO): transmembrane signaling receptor activity; acetylcholine-gated monoatomic cation-selective channel activity
Source: RefSeq, a predicted model, not a curated record
AGAGCAUUGAGGAAUCACCGAGAAUUGCCCCGAGCUUUUCCUUUAAUGUCCUUAAUUGAAUUGUAUAUAUGAGGAUGGGAAUUUGGGAAUAUACUCUUUAUUUCGCUACCAUAACAUGCGUAUGGAGAGUGUCACAACAGGGAGAACAUCAGAGAAGACUCUACAGUGACCUGAUGAAAUAUUAUAAUCCGCUGGAGCGACCCGUGUUUAAUGACACACACUCUCUCACUGUGUAUUUCAGCUUCAGUCUCAUGCAGAUUAUGGAUGUGGAUGAGAAGAAUCAAGUUCUUACAACCAACAUCUGGUUACAGCUGUACUGGAAUGAUCAUUAUCUUCGGUGGAAUACCUCUGAAUAUCCCGGUGUGACGAAUGUACGAUUCCCUGACAGCCAGAUUUGGAAGCCUGACAUCUUACUUUAUAACAGUGCUGAUGAAAGGUUUGAUGCCACCUUUCACACAAAUGUCCUGGUGAACUCCUCAGGUGCCUGCCAGUAUCUGCCACCAGGGAUAUUUAAGAGCACCUGCCACAUUGAUGUCCGCUGGUUCCCCUUUGAUAGUCAGAGAUGUGAUUUAAAGUUUGGUUCAUGGACGUAUGGUGGAUGGUCUCUGGAUCUACAGAUGAUUGAGGCUGAUAUAACAGGAUAUAUUGCUAAUGGAGAGUGGGACCUUGUGGGGGUUCCAGGUCGCAGGAAUGAGAAAUUCUAUGACUGCUGUAAGGAGCCGUACCCUGAUGUGACAUUCACAGUGGUCAUGCGCAGACGGACGCUGUAUUACGGUCUGAAUCUGCUCAUUCCCUGCGUGCUUAUCUCAACUCUGGCUCUGCUGGUCUUCCUGUUGCCUGCUGACUCAGGAGAGAAAAUCUCUCUUGGGAUCACAGUCCUGCUUUCGCUGACAGUUUUCAUGCUUCUGGUAGCAGAAAUAAUGCCGGCAACAUCAGACUCUGUGCCUUUAAUUGCCCAAUAUUUUGCCACCACCAUGGUUAUUGUUGGGCUAUCUGUGAUAGCCACAGUCUGGGUACUGCAGUACCAUUAUCACGACCCGGAUGGAGGCAAGAUGCCAAAAUGGACACGUGUGGUGCUGUUGAACUGGUGCGCGUGGUUCUUAAGGAUGAAGAGACCCGGAGAAGACAGGGUCCGCUCGGCCUGCCACAACAAACAGCCACGCAGCAGCCUGUCCAGCACGGAUCUAAACAUCAGCACUGGAGCGGCACAGUCCACUAACAGAAACCUGCUGUACAUCGGCUUCCGCGGAAUGGACACGAUUCACUACGCCUCUUCACCUGACUCAGGGGUCAUCUGCAGCCGACUCGUCGGCACAGGCGAGGAGGACAUGCUGCUCCCCGGGGCACAGGCGUCCUCUGUUAGCAGCGGUCCUGGAGACUCUGAACUGUCUAAAAUCUUGGAAGAGGUCCGGUACAUUGCCAAACGCUUCAGGGAUCAAGACGAGGAAGAGACUUUGUGUAACGAGUGGAAGUUUGCCGCAUCGGUUAUUGAUCGUCUGUGUCUCAUGGCAUUUUCCAUUUUCACUAUCCUCUGUACCAUUGGGAUCUUAAUGUCUGCACCUAACUUUGUAGAGGCCAUAUCUAAAGAUUUCUUUGCAUGAGGACGAUUUACACUAUGAAGUUUUUAUUUCAUAGUGCCUCUUAAAGGAAAAUUUUACUCAAAAAUAGAAGUUUUGUCCUUUUCCCACCCUAAGGGGUUUCCAAACCCCUCUUGAUAUGUUUGGAGGAAUUUUCAAAUUUUCAUGCAAUUCCAGUGAAUAGGGAUGAAGAAACAAAACAAUAACUAGUUAUUCAAUUGACAUUAGGUGACAGUACAUCUGUGUUAACUGUUCCUUUUAGUGUAACUGAUUUAAUGAGCAGAUAAUCACUCAUGGAAAUGUCACAUUAAAUUUGACGAAAAAGCAGAAGGAUGCAUAUUUUUUGAUGUAUGUGUUCCUAUCCCAGCUUAAUGUGCAAACACUUUCAUUUGCAGUGAUUUUCAUGGUGAUUCCCUCAAAACACUGUGGCCAUCAGUACAUCUCUUAGGCUGUCUUAAUUUAAUGUUCUCCACCAUCUCCACAUAUGAACAUUAACUAAAACAAUGGCUUCAGUUUGUCAGACUACAUCUUCGGGCACAGUUCCAUUUGUCAAUGUUUAUGGCUCAGAAAUCAAUCACACACCUAGGCUUUAAAAGAGGCUUCAGAAUAUCAGUUAUGAGCAUUGAUGUACUAGUAAUUCUAUGUAGUGUCGUUGUCAUCAUCAUCCUAUUUGAUAAAUGAUUGUGAAGCAGAUACAGGACAGUUUUCUUUAUAUAUUUUUUAAGUGCUAACAUUUAUUUACAAAGUUUUCUUAUUUACGUUACAAAAGGAACCUCAUACGCCAUUGAUUGUAUAAUGUUUGCAUUAUCAUAUCUUGCUUUUUGUUACUAUAGUCUGUCAUAAUAAAAUUACACGAUUUUGAUGCAUUAAUUUUAUGCAGAUUAAUUAAAUUAUGCAAAUUAGUUUAGUGUUAGCUUGAUAAUAUUGUGAAGGUGAU